GCCGACGCUGACUAGUGCUGACUACGCAGGCCUUGCAAAUACUGUUGCACUGCCAAACAAUUAGUGCUUACUUUUGACCAACUUCAUUUCCACAAAAUGCCUGAUGAUGCACCUCGUAGUGUGUCUGGAGAUCUUGAUCUAGACUCUGAUAUCGAGUCCCAUCUCGAUCACGCUGAUGAGCCAGGGGAGCCGAAUAAACCGGGCAGGAAAAAAAAUCCGAACUCGCAGGCAGCGCGUCGGGAUCAAAAUCGUAUCGCCCAGCGUGAGUUUCGCUUGAGGAAGCAGCAAAGGAUCCGUGACCUCGAAGCACGCGUUGAAUUGCUUUCUGCGUCCCAAGAUGAAGCUCUGACUGACUGCAGAGCAAUUCUUAGGGAUCUUAUGACCGAAAAUCAAGUUCUUCGCGGCCUCUUAAAGAGUGUAUCGGGGUUUAUUGGUGAUGGUGCCGGUGGUUUGCUCGUGAAGCUUGGUUGGGAUAUGGCAGACUUCGACAGUUUCGUCAAUAAGGCAGAAACGGACACUGCAUGGGAGAGUUUCCAAACCCGCAAACAUUCCCUCAAGACUUCGCAAACAUCAAACGCCAUGAGUUCAAUGCUUGGCACGCCGAGUAACACAGGAAAGCGCCCAUCAGACGACGACAGUGGGCCUGGAAUGGCGAAGAAGGCAAGAGGUAUGAGUAACUCAGAGCAAAACGGUGACCGUCGGGAUUCUUACCCACUCAUGCUACCCAUGAGCUCUGCGGUGCCUCCUGCUAGCUCCUUAUAUCCUCCUCCACCCCCGCAAGGACGCUCUCCUCAGGACACUAUGUUUUCGGAUCUCAUGCAAUCAGGGAAUUCGCCCGUCUUCAUGUCCACUACGACGUCUAGUACACCGAGUCAUUAUGCUGCCUCUGAUUUUCAACCUUAUGUGCCCCAAAUGAAUAUGAACGUCGAGCAACGCUUAGGGGCAAUGUCCUACUCCACGAACAAAACGAAUGGGGCUGUCCCUCUUCCGCAGCGGGUUCUAUCUCAAAAGCCCUCCGCUGAGGAGCCUGACGAUCACGAUAUGGCAGAACUUCGAGAUCCCAAAAAGAUCGAGGCUAUGAAAUUGAUCCAAUAUCACCUCGACAAUUUCAUGAGAAAUAGUGCUUAUUGUCUUCCAGCUUCAUUACGACCAACUCUGGUGCAGAGAACGAUUAAUCAUGAAAGUGUUAUUGACCGUAUUAUAUAUCCUGAGCUCCGAGACCGUAUCAUCCUUCUUCGAGGGCGAAUUUCGUUAGCGGACUGUCUUUUUGACUACAAGAAGGCGGUCAAACUUCACGGAGACGAUGUUCUUGCCCAGCAUAAUUGGGAACUUGCUGAGUGGUGGUUACGGAAAUACAGUUACCUCGUCGAUAAGGUAACUCUGAAUGUGUGUAAUCGCUGGAGGCGCGAGCGCGGUGAACCCGAUUUGUUGGCAUCUGAUAUUGGUGCUCAAGGGGACUCUCCGCCGUCCUAGGACUGGUGUGGUUUCAAGCUAAAGCCUUGUAAACUUAUUA
Molecule: messenger RNA, 1513 nt
Organism: Suillus subalutaceus
Lineage: Eukaryota; Fungi; Basidiomycota; Agaricomycetes; Boletales; Suillaceae
Exons: 10
Coding region: 97-1473 (458 amino acids)
Biological process (GO): regulation of DNA-templated transcription
Molecular function (GO): DNA-binding transcription factor activity
Source: RefSeq, a predicted model, not a curated record